UACUCUUUGGGUAACCAUGGCGAGUACACAUUUACUCCUUGCCUUUUUGGCAUGUUUCAGCUUCGCUUAUGGAGCUCAUCCCGAUAUUGGUCUUAGCCCCUUGGAAUUAAUUACAAAAUAUGGAUACCCAUUAGAAAGACAUUGGGUAACCACCGAAGAUGGCUACAUUUUAAACAUGCACAGAAUUCCCCAUGGUUUGAAAAAUGCCGAUGAACCAAACAAACCCCCAGUUUUAAUUAUGCAUGGUUUAUUAAGUAGUGGAGCUGAUUUUGUUAGUUUGGGUCCAGAAAAAGCCAUUGGUUUCCUUUUGGCUGAUUUGGGUUAUGAUGUUUGGCUAGGAAAUGCUAGAGGAACUACUUAUUCAAGAAAUCACACCACCUUAAAUCCCGAUGAGAAAGAUUUCUGGAUGUUCAGUUGGCACGAAAUUGGUUACUAUGAUAUCGCAGCGAAAGUUGAUUAUAUUCUUGAAAAGAAUGGUCAAGACAAAGUAUUUUAUAUUGGACACUCUCAAGGAACUACAGUUUCUUAUGUACUUUUGGCCGAUCGUCCAGAAUAUAAUGAUAAAAUGCGUUUGGUUGUUUCUUUAGGACCAGCUGCUUAUAUGUCUAGCAUGAUCAACAUUUUCUUCAAAGUCGCAGCCAUGGUUCUUGAUGAUCUUGUUACCAUCAUUGAAGGACUUGGUUGGUACGAAUUAUUAAGCUACAACGAAACCAUGUCACACACCAUCACCGAAUUAUGCGCCGAAGGUGCUGAUUAUCAAGAGAUUUGUGCUAGUUUACUCUUUAUGAUUUGCGGUUAUAAUCUUCCCCAAGUCAAUUAUACCACUCUUCCCGUUUUAAUGAGCAACGUCCCAGCUGGCAUUUCUUACCGCCAACUUAUCCAUUACGGCCAAGAAAUUAACAGCAAAAGAUUCACUCAUUACGACUUUGGUGCAGAACAAAAUCUCGAAAUUUACGGCCAAGAAGAUACUCCAGAUUAUGAUAUAAGCGCUAUUACAGCACCUGUUGCGUUAUUUUAUAGUGAUAACGACUGGAUUUGUGAUACUAAGGAUGUGGAACAAUUACAUUCGGAGCUGCCAAAUCCAGCUUUAUUGCACAAGAAUGAAGACGAACGCUUCAAUCAUGUCGAUUUUAUGUGGGCUAACGAUAUUGUCCCGUUAUUAAAUGUUCAUAUAAUUGAUAUUAUGAGUAAAUAUUAAUUGUGUGUGAUUUAAAUUUGUUAAUAAAAUUUUUUGUUUUAAUUUGA
Molecule: messenger RNA, 1245 nt
Organism: Onthophagus taurus
Lineage: Eukaryota; Metazoa; Arthropoda; Insecta; Coleoptera; Scarabaeidae
Product: lipase 3-like
Biological process (GO): lipid metabolic process
Molecular function (GO): hydrolase activity, acting on ester bonds
Source: RefSeq, a predicted model, not a curated record